CACACGAUAUCCAAUGAGCAUGCUGCUUUUCCGGAAGGAUUUCACAGAGAGUCUCUCGAUAUUACCGUAGUUCAGUAUACCAUCAAGAAUGGUGCAUAAAAUUAACAAACGGGCUGGAAAGUUACUUUCCGAACCGCAAGAAUUUAAAAGGCAGCGAACACAAUACGAAGACCUAACUGCCGAUUUCAAGAAUAAUUUAGUGGAUUUCUCCAAGCAAUUUUGUCACAUUUAUGCAGUGAGACUGGCGGAAUUAAAGGAGACAUUGAUACCACGGGUCACUGCAAAAUGGGAUAAUGUUAAAAUACUGAAGUUGGCGGAAUUGGAAGAUUUUGAAGGACAGGAGUGCGUAAUAAUCGGCACCCUUUACAAACACCAAAAGUCGAAGCCGUCGAUAUUACAAGAGUUAAGCGAAGAUCAUCAACUUACAUUUCCGGAGCCAAAAUCAAAUUAUUGCUCGGAAAAUGAUGAACUUUUCCUAGAAGAUGAAAUGUUACGUGUCAAAUUAAUAGUUGAUGUUACGGAGCUAAAGAACUAUGUGACAGGAGUUGUGUGCGCUAUAUUGGGCCACAAAGAGAAAAAUGGUACCUUUGCAAUCAAGAAAUGGUGCUUCCCUGGUUGCGUAUCAAAGAGUUUGUCAGUCCAAAAGACACAAUCCAAGGGAAAACUGGUAUUCCUCUCUGGACUCGACUUGGUAAACAGCUUUAAUAGUUUGUCACUGAGUCUUUUGAGAGAAUGGAUAUGCGGUAUGGCUGGAGAUCCAACGGCGCAAGAAGACGUCACUCACGUUAUCAGAGUUAUCAUCGCUGGCAAUACCGUGAAAACUGUUACAAAGACAAAUACCUUGAUUGGACACGCCGAAGGAAAGGCGCAAGAUACCGCGAUAGUAAAUGAAGUAACUGUAGCGACGAAACACAUGGACGAGUUUCUCGCCGAAAUAGCAAAGUGUUGUUGCAUCACUUUGAUGCCAGGUCAGCACGAUCCUACCAACGCGAUGCUGCCCCAGAGGCCGCUACAUCCGUGUGUACUACCACUAACAUCCAGAUACCAAAGUUUCAAAGGUGCGACUAACCCGUGGAUCGGUAAAGUCGCUGAGCGUGUAAUAAUGGGUAGCAGCGGACAGCCGAUCGAGGAUCUCGCGAAGGCAACCGGUGCGACGGACAUUUCUUCUUUGGAAUGGCUGGAAAGAACGCUGCUUUGGAAACACAUGUGUCCAACCGCCCCGGACACAUUGCCGGCAAAUCCUUAUUCCGAAAGAGAUCCGUUCAUUAUAAAUCACUGUCCGGAUAUAUAUUUUGUGGGUAACACAGCUAAAUUUGAAACAAAGUUGUGGAAAGGUGAGGGCAAUCAAGUGGUCAGACUAAUUUGUAUUCCUCAAUUUUCUUCUACAUGUACUGCAGUUACAGUGGAUAUUGAAAGUUUGGAUGUUGGAUUUGUUUGUUUCGAUACUAAAUUUGUUGGUAUUGAAAGAAGAUAGAUUAGCGAUGUGUAGAUAUCCGGAUAAAUUCUUAACUUGUUACAUUGUUCAUAUUUUUGUAUCCACAUGUGUUCUUUUGUGUUUCUGUGCUAAUUUCAUAUAUUAUACACUGAGAUUUGGAAAUAAAAACGUGACUUUGUAUUUUUAUAAUAUCACAUGUGGUUAUUUCGGAUUCCAUUUCAUUAUUAUUAAGCAAAUAUAUCGAGUACGGGAGAUCGAGCAACGGCAAGAUUUAUCGCGUAUCAUCGCGUAGGAAAUGACGUUAAAUGUAGAUAAGGUGGAUAAACGCGAUUCGUAUUCAACGAUGAGAGGAAAAGAACAAGUUCUGUAAUCACCCAUUUUUAUUGGCAUCGUAAAAGUGAUGUACAAAAUUGAAACGCAUGCGAUCUUCAAAAAAGUUUGUGAACAUUUACCUGGUUAUAAAACUUCUAAUACGAAAGAAAAUACACAUGUAGUAUCACAGACUAUUAGAAAGUCGCGAAAUCACAGUGACACAAGAAUUUCGUCAUUGUUAACGCUUAAAUUAACGAAUGAAAUUAUGUCUCACAAAUUAUAGCAAUGAUAAGAACAUAACAGUCAAAAUACAGGGUAUUUUUAUUCAACUGAUAACACAGCUAUCCAUACACAAGCAUUUUUAACACGCGAGCUGCUUUUGUUCUACAUACUUCAAAUUCACACGCUAUAUCGAGACUAUCUCCUAUGAUACACGAAUUUACAUUCUUCUCGCAUAAUUUUAACGUUGCAUCAUUAUUCUUACCUGUAUGAUGUAAAAACGCAUCUUAAAAGAUACAACACAGAUCGAAAAGAAAAGUAAACGGAACUUGACUCUCUCUCUCUCUUAAAUUCAACUGAUUUUGACUGUUACAUAAAGUGUGAUAUUUGCGAAAUUAGGUGCAAAAGUUGUAAUGUCGGAUAUAUAUGUAUAUGUGUAUAUGUACAUGUAUAAUACAAGGAUUUAAAAAUAUAAGUUUUCACGUAACAAUAAAAUCGUAACGUACAUUUGUGAUUGAAGCGACCGUGGUAUCGAAGUCUUUUGUUAAGUGCGCGUCUCGGAAUCUAGUAUCCCCUUUCUCACAAAAUAGAAAAAGCGCACAAGAGUCAGAAGGUACACAGUGCUACGGAGCAUUUUACAAUUGGCAUUUUUAUUCAAAGUGAAUGUCUGAUUGUAACAUACAUUUUUUUCUUAUAAAAUCGCUCGAUCUGUCAUGAGAUUCCAUUUCUCCCUCGGAAUUAUAACACUACCUAUUAUUCGUAACACAGAGGAGGAAAUUUGGUAAUGCAAUGUACGUACGCUAACGUUAACACGACGCUCGUACAAUCCUAAUGCUUUGGCCAAAAUAGCAAUGCUUAAAAAAAAAAAGA
Messenger RNA from Dinoponera quadriceps, 2836 nucleotides. Its product is annotated as DNA polymerase delta small subunit-like. Bases 89 to 1474 code for a protein of 461 amino acids. The transcript has 6 exons. Lineage: Eukaryota; Metazoa; Arthropoda; Insecta; Hymenoptera; Formicidae. Gene Ontology annotation, molecular function: DNA binding. Gene Ontology annotation, biological process: DNA replication; DNA strand elongation involved in DNA replication. Gene Ontology annotation, cellular component: delta DNA polymerase complex. The record is from RefSeq and is a predicted model, not a curated record.